AUGGUAGACACAAAUGAGGUAGAAUCUCAUUUGAUUGAACGGUACGAAAUCAGACGCAGAUUAGGGAAGGGUGCGUAUGGUAUCGUCUGGAAGGCGAAUGAGCGCAAAACAGGCCGCGUAGUGGCGUUGAAGAAGAUUUUCGACGCUUUUAGAAAUCCAACUGAUGCUCAGAGAACAUUCCGGGAAAUCCUCUUUCUUCAAGAAUUCGCAGAUCAUCCAAACAUCAUCAAAUUAUUAAAUGUAGUGGCAGCCAAGAAUGACAAAGAUAUCUACCUAGUUUUUGAAUAUAUGGAAACGGACUUGCAUGCGGUCAUUCGAAAGGGAGGCAUUUUACAAGACGCACAUCAAAGAUAUAUUAUGGCCCAACUGAUGCGCGCAACUGCCUUCCUUCACUCUGGAAAUGUAAUCCACCGAGAUCAUAAGCCUUCAAACGUCCUCCUUGAUUCUGAUUGCGCAGUCAAGAUCUGCGAUUUUGGCCUCGCCCGAUCGCUAUCUUCCAUUCCAAAACGAGGGCAAGGCGACGACACCAGCGUCCCAGCGCUGACUGAAUACGUGGCUACUCGAUGGUACCGUGCUCCGGAAAUUUUGCUCUCGUCCCCUCACUACACAAAAGGCGUGGACAUGUGGAGUUUAGGAUGCAUAUUGGCCGAGAUGUUGCUCGGCAAGCCGCUAUUCCCCGGCGAUUCUACUUUCGAUCAAAUCGAGAAGAUCAUCAGAGUGAUCCCACAGCCUUCGCGACUGGACAUUGACGUUAUUGGCUCCCAGUAUGCUUUGUCAGUGGUCGAGCGCGCUCAACGAAAACAACGAGUGACGCUCGAGCAAAUUCUUCCGAAAGACUCGCCCAAAGAUGGAAUCGAUCUCAUCAAACAGUUGCUCGUUUUUAACCCAGAGAAGCGCCCAUCUGCCGAGUCCUGCCUCAGUCAUCCUUACGUUGCUCGAUUCAACACGAAAAAAGAACCUCUUGAUCUUGGCUAUCAGGUCAUUCCACCGAUCGAUGACGAUGUUCAGCUCUCCGUGGACGAAUAUCGCUCAAAAUUGUACAAAAUGAUUAGGGAGAAAAAAGCUGCAAGAGAUCUUGAGCGAGAGCGUCGCUAUGCCGAAGAGCAAGCAAAAAAAACCAAAAAGGAAGAUCUCAACAGGACGCUAACAAACAGCUACCCAGAGUCAGGAAGCGCAACUAAGCAAAUGACGAGCACGGGGACGGCUCCCGUCUACCCAGCUGCGUCUGUCGCUGCAUCGAAGCCAGUAUCAGUGCCAGCCCCUUAUCGUCGAUCGUCGAAAGUUGUGGCUAUGGAUAAGGGCGAACCAUCUCGUCAUUCUCGCAGUGCCCAAAAUCUCGCGCCUCACCAGUCGCCCGUGAUCCACAGCAGACACAGCUCUGCCCCGCUUCACAGACAAAACACGAGAGAAUUUACGAAGCAGCAGGACCGCCUUAGACAAAACAGUAACAUCAUUCGCAAAAACAGUCACUCAAAUAACAACAACGGGAACAUGAAGGAUGCCGACUUGAGCGUCACUGGCAAAGUGGUUGGCACCAAGUCACGGUCAAACUUCGUUCGAACUACCGGUGCGAAAAACACGCAGCCUCAUCGAUCUUCCUCCGGAACUUACAAGAAUAUGACGAGUAGCGGGAACGCCGCCCGAAAUACCGGCUCCAGUCACAGCCAACAGUAUGGCACCGUUACUGCAAAAUGGCUUAACGAGCACAACUGA
This is a messenger RNA of Oikopleura dioica, 1713 nucleotides long. The record is from the annotation of a GenBank genome assembly. Lineage: Eukaryota; Metazoa; Chordata; Appendicularia; Copelata; Oikopleuridae.